AUGUUCUACAAUCCGAAGGCGACCAAUGUCCUUCUUAAGGAUUAUAAGAAAGCAUUUCAACCAUCCGUGUUCUUAAAACAAUACUACGAAGCUUUCAGUCCGUCCGAUAUAUCCCUCUACCUGAAGCAAAAGCUGCUGUGCUUUCACGACUCCUUUCUCACAGUUCCUAACGGACUGAAAGUACUGGAUUAUGGCGCUGGUCCCUCCAUUGCAUCAGCAAUAUCAGCCGCUACCAAGGCUUCGGAUAUAGUUCUCGCCGAAUACGCCGAGGAAAACAUAGAAUUUCUUGAUCAAUGGCUGAAUUGCGAGCCAAACGCUUUUGACUGGUCCCCUUACUUUACGUAUGUUGUCCAAGAGCUCGAAGGAGGAGGAGAAGAGCAAGUUAAAGAAAGGGAAACUAAGGUUCGAAAACUGAUUAAGGGCUUGGUUCACUGUGACAUCCGCAAGGACCCGCCAAUUCAGCAAGGAUAUGAUACCCAGUAUGAUGUUGUUAUGUGUUCACUUGUACUAGAGGGGGCUUCAAGUACACAAGAAGAAUAUUGUUCAAAUGUAGCCCGCCUUGUCCAGUUAGUGAAGCCUGGAGGAUCGAUAUUUUACUAUGGUGUUGAGAAUAAAAUUGGUUAUUACACCAUUGGGGACAGAAGUUUUCCAAAUAUCCAUAUUACUGAUGAGUUAGCCCUAAAGGCGUUUCGAGAUGCUGGAGUUGAUGAUGCUUCUCUUAAAGAGUGCCCUGUUGGUGAUUGUAAUGUAAAAUUUAUAUUCAUCGGUGGAAAACGCUCUUAA
Messenger RNA from Geodia barretti, 783 nucleotides. The record is from the annotation of a GenBank genome assembly. Lineage: Eukaryota; Metazoa; Porifera; Demospongiae; Tetractinellida; Geodiidae.